UUGUUCUUAAAACAUUCAUUCGUUCUUUUUGGGUGGGUGGAUGGUGGAUGUUGUUUAUUUUGUUUAUUACAGUUAUUUAUAGACAUUGUACUUACUGUCCGCGUAAGGAGCGACUCGGGGGGCGCUAUGGAGGAGCGCCCUGAGCUGGAGCGCGCCGAGGUGGAGCACCGCGACGAGCUGGACCGCCCGGACGCCGUUGCGCCGCCCGACCCGCUAGGCGCCGAAGCGGAGCAGGGCGCCGAGAUGGCGGCGGAGCACGCGGCCGAGCAGGUGGCCGAGGCGGAGGCGGGCGCGGGCGGCGACGCGGGCGCCAGCGAGGCCGAGGCGCGCUACGCGCUGGCGCGCUGCGCCUCGCAGUCGUCGUUGGACGAGUGCUCGCAGCGGCCGCAGCCGCAGGAGCCCGCUGCGCCGGCGCACGCGGCGCGCCUGCUGGACGCGCUGGCGCGCCUGCGCCGCGCCGCCACGCUGUGCGACGUGCGCCUGCUGGCCGGCGACGCCGCCGACGCCGCGGGCGGCGCCGACGCCGACGCCGACCGCGACGCCGGCGUGUGGGCGCACCGCGCCGUGCUGGCCGCCAGCUCGCCCUACUUCCGCGCCAUGUUCACGCAGUUCGAAGAGCGCACGCGCGAGACGGUGCGCAUCCGUGGCGUGGAGCCGGCGGCGCUCGAGGCGAUCGUGGCGUACGUGUACGAGCCGGAGGCGCUGUGCGUGACGGAGGGCUCGGUGCAGGCGCUGCUGGCGGCCGCGUCGCUGCUGCAGGUGGGCGGCGUGCGGGCCGCGUGCUGCGCCUUCCUGGCGGCCGCGCUGGCGCCGGACAACGCGCUCGGCAUCCGCGCCUUCGCCGAGCUGCACGCCUGCGAGGACCUGGCCCGGCUGGCGCGCGGCUACCUUGAGACGCACUUCGUGGAGGUGGUGGAGGGCGACGAGUUCCUGGCGCUGGACGCGGACGCGCUCGCCAGCCUGCUGGAAUCGGACCGGCUGGUGGUACCGAGCGAGGAGGUGGUGCUGGAGGCGGUGCUGCGCUGGGUGGCGCACGCGGCCGAAGCGCGGCGCGCGGCGCUGGGCGCUGUGCUGGAGCGGGUGCGGCUGCCGCUGGUGGCGCAGGAGACGCUGGUGGCUCGGGCGCAGGCCGAGCCGCUGGCCAGCGCGGGGCUGCGCGUCAAGGAUCUGGUGAUCGAGGCGCUGGCCUUCCACCUGGCGCGGGGCCCGCGGCGGGCGGCGGCGGCGGCGGCGUGUCCCAGGGCACGGCCGCGGGCCCCGGCGCGGGCCCCGGCCGAACUGCUGGUGGUGGGCGGACAGGCGCCCAAGGCCAUCCGCGACGUGGAGGCCUGCUCGCUGGAGCGGGCCCGCUGGCGGCCCGCGGCCGAGCUGCCGUCGCGCCGCUGCCGCGCGGGGCUGGCGCAGCUGGAGGGCCGCGUGUACGCCGUGGGCGGCUUCAACGGCACGUUGCGCGUGCGCAGCGUGGACGUGUACGACGUGGCGCGCGACUCGUGGGCCGCGGGGCCGGCGCUGGCUGCGCGCCGCUCCACGCUGGGCGUCGCCGUCAUCGGCACCCGCAUCUACGCCGUCGGCGGGUUCGACGGCGCGACGGGGCUGAGCUCGGGCGAGGUGCUGGAGACGCGCGAGGCGGCGGGCGUGUGGCGGCCCAUCGCCGGCAUGAGCACGCGGCGCUCGUCCGUGGGCGUGGGCGUGCUGGGCGGGCGGCUGUACGCCGUGGGCGGCUACGACGGCGCGUCGCGGCAGUGCCUGGCGUCGGUGGAGCGCUACGAGCCCGGCGCCGACCGCUGGGAGCGCGUGGCCGACAUGGCCGCGCGGCGCUCGGGCGCCGGCGUGGGCGUGCUGGGCGACGCGCUGUACGCCGUGGGCGGCCACGACGGGCCCGCCGUGCGGCGCUCCGUGGAGCGCUACCGCGAGGGCGAGGGCUGGACGCCGGCCGCGCCCAUGGCCACGGCGCGGCGCAACGCCGGCGUGGUGGCGCACGCGGGCAAGCUGUACGUGGUGGGCGGCGACGACGGCGCCGCCAACCUGGCCACCGUGGAGGUGUACGACCCCGCGGCCGACGCCUGGGCGCCGCUGCCCGCCGCCAUGGCCGUGGGCCGCUCCUACGCCGGCGUGUGCGUGGUGGCGCGGCCGCAGCCGCCCUGACGGGCCGCGCCCCCCGCGCCCCCCGCGCCGCGCCCGCCCGCCGACCUCGAGCCGGGGUCAGUACUUACUUAAGUACUUCGUUGUUACAUGGACUGGGGACGGCUAGCUCCACCGUCGGACGGUCAGAGGUCGGUGUGAAAUCAACCUCGUAAAGAUAAACAAUGUUGUAAUUAUAGGUACGCGAACGUCAGCGGCCCCGGCGGCGCGGUGGCGUGCGGCGCGUGCGCGGGCGCGGGG
Messenger RNA from Pectinophora gossypiella (pink bollworm), 2382 nucleotides. It is a transcript of the gene kel, whose product is annotated as kelch-like protein 3. Gene Ontology annotation, molecular function: protein binding. The record is from RefSeq and is a predicted model, not a curated record. The coding region runs from base 127 to 2145 and encodes 672 amino acids. The transcript is spliced from 4 exons. NCBI's taxonomy places the organism in Eukaryota, Metazoa, Arthropoda, Insecta, Lepidoptera, Gelechiidae.